UUGCACCCAAAAAAUGAGGAAUAAAACAAGAAAAUGUGGAUCAGCCAAUCCAUUUGCUAUCAAUGGCUCUCGCAAUUUCCAUGUUCUUGCCAGCUGGUUGUCCCUAUCGCACACUAAACCGCCCCUUUUCUCCCUUCUUUUUUUAUUUUCAAUUUGCUUUUUUUUAUGGAUUUUAUUAUUAUUUAUUCAAUUUUUUAAGCUCCCCAUUUCUUGAUCCAACAAACACUAACGGGUUUCUUGAUUCAGCUAAAAAAGAUUGUAUCUUUCUAUUUGGGUUCCUAAUUUUGAUGAUAAAUCUGCUUCGUUUUGGCUUUUUUUAAUAUUGGUAAAAGAAAAAAUUAUUGAUUUGAUGAUGUAAAGUGAUUAAGAGAGUGGCUGCAAGAGUGAGAUUGUUUGGUUUAAAGGGUGUCAGUGUAAAGCUGAGUUCUUUGUGAUUGAUUUGAUAUUUUAUAAUCAGCUAUGGAGAAUCGAAGUGAUCAUGAAACUAGUUCUUCUUUAAGUUUGUUUGCGGCUUUAUCAUAUGGGGUUGCUUCUAUGGCUAUGGUGUUUAUCAAUAAGGCAAUUCUUAUGCAGUAUUCUCACUCAAUGACCCUUCUCACUCUGCAGCAAUUGGCAACUGUUUUGCUUAUACAUUUUGGCCGGCAAAUGGGAUAUGCAAAAGCCAAGGGACUAGAUAUGCAAACGGCUAAAAAGCUGCUCCCGGUUUCACUAUUUUAUAAUGCUAAUGUGGCUUUUGCGUUGGCGAGUUUGAAAGGAGUUAAUAUUCCUAUGUACAUUGCUAUUAAGAGACUUACUCCACUCGCUGUGCUUGUCGCCGGCUUCUUUUCCGGAAAGGGAAAACCUACAAUGCAGGUGACUCUUUCUGUACUAUUAACUGCUGCUGGAGUUCUAAUCGCAGCACUUGGAGAUUUUUCUUUUGACUUAUUUGGAUACAGCAUGGCUCUUACUUCUGUUUUCUUUCAGACGAUGUACCUUGUAUUGGUUGAGAAGUCUGGUGCAGAGGAUGGUCUUUCUUCAGUUGAGAUAAUGUUCUACAACAGCUUUUUGUCACUUCCAUUUUUGGCAUUUAUAAUCAUAAGUACGGGAGAAUUUCCGAAUUCUUUGUCAUUGUUAUUUGCAAAGAGUAGUUCUUUAUCGCUUAUGGUGAUUCUUAUUCUUUCAUUGGUGAUGGGAAUCGUUCUCAAUUACACCAUGUUCUUGUGUACUAUAGUCAACUCUGCUCUAACAACAACUAUCGUGGGAGUUCUCAAAGGUGUUGGAUCCACGACCCUCGGUUUUGUCUUACUGGGUGGGGUUCAAGUACAUGGUUUAAACGUGCUCGGAUUAGUGAUCAACACAUCCGGAGGGGUAUGGUAUUCAUACGCCAAAUACCAGCAAAAGAAGAACAAGCCGCCAAAGGUGGCGAUAGACAUUGAGGCGCAUCGUAAAUGAUUAUAUGGUUCGUCCGUGCUUUCGGAAGCGCUGCCUGGCGGUACUGUUGUCGGUUUUCUGUUAUAAUUAACUGAUUCUCCAUAUAUUUACCGAGUAUUGAUUAACCGGCAAUGUGGAAGUGGGUGGGGACAGAAUGUUGAUGGACGGAGGUGGUUGAAGGACAAAUAUAGUUAAUUUGCAAUUAUGUUUGAAAAUGAAAGCUGGCCAAUGGCUGUGCUGUGUUUUGUAUUUAGAUGUGGACAUCUUAGUUGAAGAGUUGGAUUGAAACCUGUAUUCUUACAUCAUUUUUGUACUUUGAAAUCCUUCUCUAUCA
Molecule: messenger RNA, 1744 nt
Organism: Mercurialis annua (annual mercury)
Lineage: Eukaryota; Viridiplantae; Streptophyta; Magnoliopsida; Malpighiales; Euphorbiaceae
Product: UDP-galactose/UDP-glucose transporter 7
Exons: 7
Coding region: 460-1431 (323 amino acids)
Cellular component (GO): Golgi apparatus
Molecular function (GO): UDP-glucose transmembrane transporter activity; UDP-galactose transmembrane transporter activity; antiporter activity
Source: RefSeq, a predicted model, not a curated record